CACACAAACACACAAGCAAAACGCUCUGCCUUCCUAGCAAGCUGCAGCUCUCUCCUCUCUUCUCUCUCUCUCUCUCUGCUGGCAGGUGUUAGACAGAUAAAACAAUAAAUAACUCUUUGAGGGAGAGAGAGACGGAGGGGGGGGGGGAGGCUUGGAGCGUGGUGGAUUUUCACCGGGAGAACCUUGAGAAGAAGAGACGAAUAACAACAGGAAGAAGCAAAAGAAAAGAAGGAGAAAGGAGAAAAGAGAACCGAGAAGGGAUUCGUGGACUAGACAGUGAUUUUUAUUUUGGCCUUUUUCUUUUUGGAAGGAGGGGCAGGGAAGGAGAGAGAGAGAGCAGGAGAGGGAGAGAGAGCGCAAGGAGACACGGUGAACCGGACUGUCUCGUCUGCUUAUCCGUCCACGGAGCCAGUGGAGGGCUGCGCCGGCAGCUCGAGGAGGAGGAGGAGGAGGAGGAGGAGAGAGUAAGAGCAGGGGAAACGCAGGGCAGUCAUGGAUACCGUAGCAGCCCAGCCAGACGCUAAGACGGCCCGGAUUCCUACACCGCUGCUGGCCGCUGCCCGGCCAAGGAGAAGCCAUCCUCUAUGAGCUCCAAUGUGUCCCUCUAGUCAUGCUCCCCGGAUAUGGAUUCCCGCCUCUUCCUGACUUCCAGCCCCACCUCCAUGUGUUCCGCUGCCGAGGGGAGAGCCCCGACACGUGGAUCCCGGGCUCACCCGAGUCCCAGGCUUUGAGUGAGGCCCGGAAAGACAGGGCCUUCCCGCGGCGGCCCCACCACCACGUCGCCGUGUGCAAACAGGAGACGCUGGCCUUCAUCGAGCUGCCACAGCCUGGCACCAAUGGCCUGAGCCCCCCCUCUCUCCGGGACGGACACUGCUUGACCCCCCCAUCAGAACCCGGGUCCCCGACUGCGACCGGGGGCGAAGUCCCCCUGUCCAGCCCUCACGCAACCCUGGAUGCGGACCGGGGUCCGGAGGAGAGCGAGGGACCGGGUGUCCCCAACACUGACGGGACGGUUCCACAAGGCCCUGUGAGAUCGGACGGCAAGCCCGCCUCUUCCCACCCAGCUCCCCCUCUCUCCCUCCCCCUUUCCCUCCCUCUGUCCACCUCCCCAGGCAGGAGGAACUCCCUCCAAUGCCAGAGGUCCAGCUCCCUGGAUUCGGGGGUUCGCAGUCCAGAGCCGUGCAGCCCACAGAGACGCACGUCCCACGGUGACAUCAAAGAGAAAUCGAUCCGGCGUAAGAUGAGGGUCUACUCCCCUGAGGGUGAUGAAUCCCUCAGCAGCCCAAGCCCGGAGUGCGAGUAUUUAUUCCCGGGACCCUUUCUGGAUGAGGGCCUCGGCCUGGGGCUGGCUUCCCCUGUGCUUCCUGCACCAUCCAGCCCCGCCCCUUCGGCGGGGGCCCUCGGCGACCCCCAGCCCAACAAACGCCGCCCUGACCCGCUGCUGUUGCCCGAGACGCCCCUGGGGUGGGUGGAGUGCGCGGGCGGGGCGGGGGCAGAGGGCCCCCUGUCCCGCCCCGGGGACCAGGAGUGGCGGCGCUUCUCGGCGUCGGAGCUGAUCUCCCGCCUGCAGCUCUCCCAGAAGAAGAGCUCCUUCACCCUGAAGCUGGGCAAGUCCCUGUCCGCCCGCGUGGCCUCCAGGGACCGGCAGGCGCCCCGCAGCCUCAGCCCGAGCAACAAGUCCAGCUCAAGAGACCGCAGCUCAGGGGGUUCGAGCGACAGUGCCCCCCACAGCCCCAUGGGAUCUGGGCCACCGCUGCCCUCUGCUGACAGCACCGUGCCAUCACAGAGAGGGAGCUCCAGACUCAGCGCGAGGAAGGACUCCAUUGAGGAGGACGAGUGCACCGCCACCACCCUCAGCUGCAGCAAACGGCUGUCUCGAUACCUCCCCAGCUUAAUACUGUACCAGGAGUACAGCGAUGUGGCCAUCAACAGAGAAAUCCAGCGGCAGCAGGGGGCGGAACCGGGCACCGAGGAUGAGGGGCUCGGGGAGGGAGAGGCCGGGGAAGCCACGCCCCCUGACAACCUCUCUCCAACCAGUUCCUUUCGCUCAUCGCGGGGCUCCGCCUUCUCCUUGUGGCAGGACAUCCCUGACGUGCGGAGCAGUGGCACGCUGGACACGUUCAGCAACGAGGAGAGGAAACUGCAGGAGGCAAAAUUUGAGCUGGUGACGUCAGAGGCCUCCUACAUCCGCAGCCUGGCCAUCGCGGUGGACCAUUUCAUGCAGUCUCGCGAGCUGGCCGAGUGCCUGGGUGCUCAGGAGAAGCAGUGGCUUUUCUCCAAGCUGCCCGACGUCAAGGACGUCAGUGAGAGGUUCCUGCAGGACCUGGAGCAACGCUUGGAGGAGGACAUCCUGCGAUUCGACGUGUGCGACAUCGUCCUGGACCACUGCCCCGCCUUGCGCCGGGUCUACCUUCCCUAUGUCACCAACCAGGCCUACCAGGAGCAGACCUACCAGCGCCUGCUACAGGAGAACCCCCGUUUCCCUGGAAUUUUGGCUCGGCUGGAGGAAGACCCCAUCUGUCAGCGUCUUCCCCUCACCUCCUUCCUCAUCCUCCCUUUCCAGAGGAUCACACGACUCAAGAUGCUGGUGGAGAAUAUCCUGAAGAGGACAACACCAGGAUCUCGGGAUGAGGACACAGCCACCAAGGCUUUUAAUGAGCUGAAAAAGAUCAUAAAGGAAUGUAAUUCCAGCGUUCAGUCAAUGAAGAGAACGGAAGAACUCAUCCACCUCAAUAAGAAAAUCCACUUUGAGGGCAAGAUUUUCCCCCUGAUCUCUCAGUCCCGGUGGCUGGUGAAACAUGGAGAGCUGCUGGAGGUGGACACACAGACCAUGAGUAUUUCCGGGUCAAAGUUCAAGCUGCCCACUCGGCCUGUUUAUCUGCAUCUAUUCAAUGACUGCCUACUGCUGUCCCGGAGGAAGGAUACGUGGAAAUUCGCUGUGUUUGUGCACGCCAAGAUCGGCCAGCUGAAGGUGAAGGACCUGAGCCUGAAGCUGCAGGGUGUCUCGGGCUUCAUCUUCCACCUGCAGCUGUGCGAAGGGCCACAGCUCAAACACCAGAUCCUACUGAAGGCCCGCACAGAGAGUGAGAAACAGCGCUGGAUCUCGGCGAUGUUUCCCUCCGACCCAGAGGUCAGCAAGGAGCAGAUCAGCGAAAAUGAAGAUCUGCCCCAAGUUCAGUGCAUCAAAAGCUACCAGGCCGUGGAGCAUGACGAGCUCACGCUGGAGAAGGCCGAUGUUCUGCAAGCUAAGACCAUCACAAGCGAUGGCUGGGUUGAGGGGAUCCGGCUGUCCGAUGGGGAGAGGGGCUGGUUCCCCAAAUCCUACGUGGAGGAGAUUGCGAGCCGCAGCGCCAGACUACGGAACCUUCGCGAAAACAACCGCAUCAAGUCUGCCACCCAGAAGCUGGAAGAGUUCCUGUAGUGACCCUCUCUGUUGGAGGCUUCCCACACUUACGGACGCUAGAACCUGCUGGCGGCACGGUGCCCUUGCACCUCAUUACGAUUAAAAGAAAAGCUCAACUCCUUCGUACCUCCCUUCCACCAAGCCUGCAUCCUCAGCUUGUUGCAUGAUUGCCUCUGCCGUGGGUUUCAUUUAUAGGUGUUGGGUCUGCAUGGGUGGAGCAGGGAGGCGGAGGUGGAGGAGUUUGUUCCUGGC
Megalops cyprinoides (Indo-Pacific tarpon) is the source of this 3655-nucleotide messenger RNA. Its product is annotated as rho guanine nucleotide exchange factor 19-like. The coding region runs from base 611 to 3421 and encodes 936 amino acids. The transcript has 16 exons. Gene Ontology annotation, molecular function: guanyl-nucleotide exchange factor activity; protein binding. NCBI's taxonomy places the organism in Eukaryota, Metazoa, Chordata, Actinopteri, Elopiformes, Megalopidae. The record is from RefSeq and is a predicted model, not a curated record. Gene Ontology annotation, biological process: regulation of actin cytoskeleton organization; activation of GTPase activity.